CAUGGCUUACAAAGCCUGUUGUGAAAUAGCUCUCUCUAACAUCUGUGUGCACUCAUGAGAAAUUGCAACUACAAACCCGACUACAAGAAACGGAUCUUCGUGACACUUAAUGAAUUUUAUUACAAGAAUUACUGAUCACAAAAGUGGGUGGAGUGGAACCCAGAAAGGGCCAGGACGUCUUUAAGAAACUUGGAUCAUUUAUACACAGAAGGGGACUAUUCAAAGAGUUAUGCCACGGAUGAUGUUCUCAAAAACAUGGUGCAAUAUGGUACCGAUCAAGAAGUUUUCAGAGGAUGCAGGACUUAAGACAAAUUUUACCACCAUGAAUCCGAGUAUUUACGGAACAAGAUACAAUUAUUUUAAACGGGACUCGGAUAUUGAGAAGUUUAACUUUGACUUGAAGGAGUACAGCGGCAAUUUGUUCCUCCCGUGUUUGAUGUAUUCUAACUCGGCGAACAGUUGCUUUAAGAAGGUUCUACCAGCAAUUCAUAACACCAACGGUAGGUUGACAACGAGAGUGGGCAAUUCAGAACACCUGCUUGGAAUAUUACAAAAGUGGAAGUCUUCAGGAAUACACCUUAUGUCUACAGGUUUUUAUUUGACUCAAACUGCGAUCACAUUGUGCAAUGAGGUACAUCUUUUUGGCUUCUGGUCGUUUUCCAAGGCCAUGUAUCCAGUGCCCAGAGAGCUCCAAUAUCACUUCUUCGAUGACAUGAAGCAGUCCAAAGCGCACAGCUUUAAUACUGAAUUCCAACUACUAUGGCAGUUGCACGUGAAUGGAAUCAUCAACAUUCAUGUAAACGAUUGUGAUGGUUAGUGUUGCGUGAUGAA
Messenger RNA from Asterias rubens (European starfish), 831 nucleotides. RefSeq names its product alpha-N-acetylneuraminide alpha-2,8-sialyltransferase-like. NCBI's taxonomy places the organism in Eukaryota, Metazoa, Echinodermata, Asteroidea, Forcipulatida, Asteriidae. Gene Ontology annotation, biological process: N-glycan processing; oligosaccharide metabolic process. The coding region runs from base 230 to 817 and encodes 195 amino acids. The transcript is spliced from 5 exons. The record is from RefSeq and is a predicted model, not a curated record. Gene Ontology annotation, molecular function: alpha-N-acetylneuraminate alpha-2,8-sialyltransferase activity.